Harpegnathos saltator (Jerdon's jumping ant) is the source of this 4177-nucleotide messenger RNA. RefSeq names its product PI-PLC X domain-containing protein 1. The coding region runs from base 790 to 2148 and encodes 452 amino acids. Gene Ontology annotation, molecular function: phosphoric diester hydrolase activity. The record is from RefSeq and is a predicted model, not a curated record. Gene Ontology annotation, biological process: lipid metabolic process. NCBI's taxonomy places the organism in Eukaryota, Metazoa, Arthropoda, Insecta, Hymenoptera, Formicidae. The transcript has 6 exons.
ACUGCUCCGGUUACCGGCCGUUCGUUCGACUGUCCAUCGUUCAGUCACUGGGCUGUCAGCCGAGAAUCAUCGCCGGCAAGGACGCCUGUAUUCGUUUCCCGCACGAUUUCCAUCCCGCGAACUCGGGGCUUUCCCGAUGGACGAUAAUGUUUGACUCGAUCGAAAGGUCGUGACAUUUCGCGCGUGACGGAAGUGCGUGGCCAAUCGGAAGAUCCGAUCGUCAUCGUCGGACGCGCGGAGGUCGAAGCAGAAUCGGCACCGAGAUCACGCCCGCACAGGGUAAUUUUUCAUACGCGGAGAUAGCGAAGAGAGAAUGAAUUUUGCGACACGGAAUUACACACCGGUAUUAUCGAUGACGUAGACAGUCUCUUCGUCGACGAGUCUCAUCGAGUCAGAUCUCUGAGCUGCUUUCGGAUUCAACGAUCUAAACGUACGAAGGCAAAGAGCAAAGUUCGAUGCAUUUUCCGAAAGUCACCUUUUACCCUCGUAAUUUCUGACACGUUCUGUAAGAUUAGAAUAAGAUAGAUUCGCGUAACCGAUCAAUAGUGAGAAGUUAUUUAUCGUCGUUUAACAAACAUUUUUACACGACGGAGCAAUUGUAUAAGUUAGUUAAUCGCAAAUCGCAUAGAGACUCCGUGGAAGCCCUCGUAUCAAUCGUUAUGCUCAAAGAGAUCAGGAGCUGUCUGAUUGGAAGACGAAUGCACAAUUGCUGACGAUUGCUGACACCGGACGAUCGCAAUCGGAUCUUGAGAUAACUUUGAUCGAAUCCUCCUCGCUUUCUUUUCAAUCAUGUUGAGAGGAUUUGUCCUACUGCUUCUUCACAUCUUCUGCGAUAUUGCACUGGCAGCGCAUUGCGGAAAAGUAUGGCUCACGGUUUCCUCUUUGUGGAGGCCAAUGCCUGACUGUGACAAAAUGGUUGAUGCCGAAUUGGAAGUAAAUUGGGAACUGGAUUGUCCGGAGGAAGCAGGAUAUCCAAAUACCAUCAAGGUGUUCACUGCUGACCCAGCACAUAACAAGACUCUGAAGCCUAAAUUGAUCUUGACUUCCUUGCAACAUCCUCGCGGAUAUUACAGGACAAACAUCACAGUAGGUCGUCCGCCGUUACCGGGGGGUUGGGACACGAAGGACGGGGCAACCCUUGCGGGAUCUCAUUGCCUGAAGCAUUACGCAGCACUUUACAAGGAUGGUGUUGUGUACGCCAGUUCUUGCUUGCAAAUCUGGCCAACGUGGAUGUAUGAUUUGAGGAGACAACUCGGCAGGCUUCCUAUCGGGAGCCUGAUGAUACCCGGGACACACAAUUCCGGCUGUUACAAGCACGGCGACCUGACGCGAAAGGACGCCUUUCAGCGGUACUUGCUGACGCAAGAUCGAGACGUAUGGACGCAGUUGGUGCACGGCAUAAGGUAUCUGGAUAUCAGGGUUGGAUAUUACCCGUCGAUACCGAACGGCACCGCUGUCGACGAGGAGGGCUACCAUGUGAGUAGAUUCUGGAUCAACCACGACGUCAUUCGCAUCACACCUCUUUCAGAGGUCUUAAGAGACGUGAGGAACUUUCUGGACGUGACGAGCGGCGAGGUAGUCAUUAUGGAUUUUCAUAGGUUUCCCGUGGGCUUGGAGGGUAAGCCAAGCAGACAUCGAAAAUUGAUAACUAUUUUACACCGAGAAUUCCGAGGUUUGAUUUUGAAUCGAGACAUAGGAGUCGACGGUCUGGGACCUACGUUAAAUGACAUCUGGUCGUCCGGGAAGAGAAUAAUUAUCUGUUAUGGCGACAAGUACACAGUAAAUGAAUACGCCUGGCUGUGGCCGCCCUUGACGCAAGUAUGGGGCAAUCAACAAACCGUGGAGGGUCUGUUCAAGUACUUGGACGAAGUGAUUCUGGAGUUAAAAGCACCCAGGAAUAAUCAAAAUCCACUGUGGGCGGUAAUGGCGGAACUGACGCCGUUUCCGUUGGAUAUUUUCUUUAAUUUGUCUGGCGGACUCCGGCAAAUGGCCGACUCCGUUAAUCGAAAUCUCACUGUCAAAUUUCAAACAGAAUGGUGGAAAGAGACGAACAUAGUUGCCACCGACUUCUUCCUUGGCAACAAUCUGAUCGACGUCUCGAUACAAUCGAACAUAAAGAAAAGCAACAUCGCGCAAUGGCGAUUAUAGCUCAAAAGGAGCAAGAAAGAUUCGUUUCGAUAUAAAACAAUUGUUGUUUUUACUACAUCUAUUGUAUCAAUUAUACGAAUAUUACCGACGAUUCAUUUAUACGAAAUUUAUAAGAGGAAGAGAGAGAGAGAGAGAGAGAGAGAGAGAGAGAGAGAGACCUGUCAAUAGCAAAUUGCAACUUGUGCUCUACGAAUCCCUAUCGACAACAUUCACUCGCGUGAACACGUGAAUAUGUAAAUCAGCGAACGAUAACGGCAGGUAUAUAUUUCCAUGUAAUAUUCACACCAUCUCGAAUUUCUUUCAAAUUUUUCAUUCGCACGUAUUGUAUUUGCCUCGACGAAAAUAUUUAUUUAAAACCCCAAUUUUUUCCUAUCGAAUGCUAUUCUCUUUGCAACGUUGUAUUGCUCCAUGCAUAAUGCAUAAGUCGCGAGGAUUUUUGUCAUAGAAAUAACUAGAUGUCAAAAUAGGAAACAAGGUGUUUCGCAAAAUAUGAAUAUCGACGCACUUUUAUAGGUACAAGAGAAAUAAAAACAUGAUACGAAUGUCAGAUCGGCAGGUGUACACGUACUAUAUGUACGAUUUAAUAAAUAACCAUGCGAUUUAAAAAAAACUAUGCGACGGAGAUGUGAUCGCUUCGCUCUGGCGCGAUUUCAGCAACGUUCCCUACCUUUUGUUUGCUGCCUACAUUCGAGGCAAGACGCGUUCCGCGACGCGUUUAAACUUUCCCGCUCACCUGCGCAUCGGAUUAUCUAUCGCCCGUUCCUGCAUUUGACUUGCUAAUGAGAUCUCCGUCGGUUCAGACAAGAUCACGGAUACCGGUGAGUACAUAGCCAGUAGCUUGCCGGGUCUCUCUCUCUGCGGACGCGAAGGGAACGUUAAGCAGAUAAGGUUGCGAGACAAUGCUGGCGGACGCGUCUGCAAACGAGGCGAAAGACGAGCUAUGGGCUAUAUACGCUUGGUGGUCGUGCGUGCUCGUAUUGAAGAUGAUGUCGCUGACCUGGUUCACCGGGCUGAUUCGAGUAAAGAAACAGGUAGAACUUAGCGGAUACUUUAUAAUCAGAUGCGCUUGUACGUCAUUGAGUUUGUUUAUCCGAUCGAAUUCCCGUGAUACGAAUACAUACAUAAACAUAUAGAAGGCCGCGACAGCGAGUAAGAAAUCGUAUAUAUAUUAUAGCUAAUCUUGGCUUGAUUCGUAGAAUGAAGAAAAUUAUAAAUAUGAUAAUCAAAGAUCGGUCACGACUGCGCAUUAACGCAAAAACAAAAGGUCGUAUUUUUCCUCUAUGUAUGUAUAUCGUGACAAAGCUAAAGAAGUAAUCGGCUUUUCUGACUGUAUUGCCGAUUAAUCGUCCAAUUCUGAGAACGACUACGUAAUCAACAAAAUUAGUAUUCCAUAAAACAUGUAUACAUAUGUAUGUAUGUAUGACUUCAUGAUGAAAUUUAAAUAGAUGCAGUGUUUUCCUUGAAAAAUAUAUUUUGCUUUGCUACAUUCGAUUGCAACUUCGUAUCUAAUAUAAAAUGUAGGAAGUCUGUAUAAUCAUCCAUAAAAUAUUGCAAUGUGAACUGCUACUUAUGAAAAUGAAUGAUAAAGCGAUAUUAUCUCCAUAACGCAUAGCAAAUAACUAGUUUUGCUACUACGAGUAAAUUGACUCACCAGCUGUAUUUCCAAUAUAUUUCCUUGUUGUUUGCUGCAUGUCAAUUGAAUCUGCAAAUGAAUACAUUUAUACGAUUAUCUUUUCUGUAGAAUAGACUCUUCUUUUGAAUCGCGUCUUUUUAUAUAAUAAGAAAUUUUUAUAUAAUAAUAAAGAAAAGAUAAUUAUGUAAACGUAUCUAUUGAGAAAAUUUAUUCAUUAGUCGCAUUGUCAAUUCGUUUGCGUCAUUGUUCAAUCAAGGUUGACGCUCGCUUGGAGAUGGCCCAUCUCCGCGAAACGAUUGACAAACAACUAAUUACGAUCACAACGCGUCAAUUAACGCGACAUUCGAUUCGUCAAUGCCGGCGUUGUUUAAAUACGCGAUGCGAUCACUUUGUACG